AUGUUGCGCAAGCUCACCCGCAUCAUCUACCCCUCGCCGCCGCCACCCGACGCCGGCCCAGGUCCCGCCGACCCUGUCCCGCCCUCGACCUCGCCCUCUCCCCCGCCGCCUUCAGCCAACGCCCGCCGACUCGCCACCGACAUGGACACCGGCUCGGCCAACAGCGAUACCGACGCUCCCGACCCCGGUCCACCCGCCUCGUCCAGCCGUCGCCGACCCGCUUCCCCCACCUCAACGUCCUCGACCCGCCCCACCCGCACCUCCAACAAGCGCAAGGCCGACGACGCCCGCAACUCGACCACGUACGGCACCGCCAACAAGCGCGCCAGGGCACGCGCCGACAAGGACGACCGCGACCAGUCGCCCGACGAGCACGACUCGCUCGGCCACCCAGACGGCCCAAUGACCAAGGCCGUCGCUCGCCGCUUCGACGACCAAGGGUCUGGCGCCGGCAACUACAAGCGCAUGACCGGUCCCGCCUUUGACGCGCCCAUCUACCUCGGCGACGUCGUCGAGAUGCGCUCGGACGGCUCGUCCAACGGCGGCUGGUACGGCUGCGUCGAGCUCAUCCGCGCCCUCAAGGAGAGUGUCACCAAGAUCCGCGACCGCGACCCGUCAAAGGCCGGCGACCUCCCGCAGUACCUCAGCACCGAGGUCGGCCUCCAGCUGUCCUGGUUCUUCUCCAAGACGGACCUCGAGGCGCUCGACGGCGAGGCCGGCAAGGCGUGCAAGGGCGCGACCGUCAACCUCGGGCCCAACGAGCGCGUCAAGGGCGACUGCCUCGACUGGAACUGGCAGUCGAUGAUCGUGUCCAAGAAGCCUGAGAUCAUGUACGUCUUCAACGACGCGUACCCUCGACGCGCCCCGCUCAAGUACACCAUCUCGUGGCACCCGCUCGCGCAUUACUCGACGCGCGACCUGCGCAAAGUCGCGCCCUCGAUCACCCAUUUUUCCGCCCUCGAGACGCCGUCGCGCUUCCCCGACGACCUGCCGCCGCUCCCGGACUACUACUUCGGGACCGGGUACCCGGGCUACGUGCCGCCCGAGGCCGCCUGGUCGUCGACGGCCGUGCACGCGGGCAAGGGUGAGCCGCUCGGGCGCGAGGGCGACGGCGUGCGGCAGAUCCCGUACGUGCGCGUCGGGUUCUCGUUCCUGCGGCACAAGGUCCAGGAGGACGAGGCGAUGGCCUCGACGGCGGCGGGCAAGAAGGCCAAGGCGCUCGGCCGGCCAAGGCAGGUCAACCAGCUCAAUUUCGUCAGCCACAGCUUCGACAACGUGCCGUACAACCCGCGCAAGGUUCAGCGCUACUCGCGCACCGCGCUCGCGUGGUACAACGUCGACGACCUGUACGCGCACGGGUGCUUGCGGUGGAAGUACGCCUCGAGCCCGACCGAGCCGGCUCCAGCUCCAGCUCCAGCUCCACCACCCGCCCCGUCGACGCCGAAAGCCGCCCCGUACCCGCCCGUCACGCCUCAGCGCCGUCGCCCCGUCCCGGCCGCCUUCACGAUCGAGAUCCCGCCGCCUCGCACGCCGUCGUCGCGCAUGCCGCGCAGCCGAGCCGCCGCCGCCGUCGCCUCGAGCUCGUGGUCCUCGUCGCCUGCUCCUUCUCGCGACAACGCCCGAUACCCUCCUCCCGACCCUCCUUUGCCUGCGCCCGACCACUACGCCGACGCCGCCCUCUUUGACGGCCCCGACACGCCGUACGUCGCGCUGCACAAGCUCGCGCAGACCAACAUCAUGCGCGGUGGGACGUACGGCCUGACCGGCAACGCCUACCUCGUCGACUGCGCCACGGUGCUCGCGAACGAGCUGCGCCGCACGGGCGACAUGGAGCAGACGGCCGAGGAGCGCGACGAGCUGUGGGCCAAGGCGCUCGAGCUGCUCGAGAGCGCCGACGAGUGGGACGCCGAGGUGCAGCGGCGGGUCAGGGGUGACGGCGGCGCGGCGACGCUCGCGCCCGAGUGGAGGAGCGACGGCAACGAGCGGCUGAGGCGGGUGCCCGGGCCGGACGACGGCGAGGAGGGCGAGUGGGUGUGGUCGUGCCCGAUCUCGGGCAGGGAGAUCUGAGCCGACGGGGUCAGGGAGCAGGUUCUGUCGCAGUGCAUGGGGCUGUACGAGAUUGGGCGGUCUUGAGAACGCGCAGCUGUUUCGUGCGAG
Messenger RNA from Rhodotorula graminis WP1, 2157 nucleotides. RefSeq lists its product as uncharacterized. The transcript is spliced from 5 exons. Lineage: Eukaryota; Fungi; Basidiomycota; Microbotryomycetes; Sporidiobolales; Sporidiobolaceae. Bases 1 to 2067 code for a protein of 688 amino acids. The record is from RefSeq and is a predicted model, not a curated record.